UAUUAUAGUAAGCCUCCAAAUGGCAACUCUCUAUCAAAAUAAUGUUAUAAUGAUCUAACACAACCAAAAACAACUGUUCAGUCUUACUUGUGAAAGUUGAAUUUCCCGAGACUUGUUUUGAGGUGUGUGACGGGUUGUACAGCCCCAAACUGUACAGUUGCAAUGAAAGUAAUGAAGAAAUUGCCAUCACUAAUAUGGCGGCUCUGGUGACCCACGAUCCAGCAGCCGAAGCGCGUUCUAGUUGAGUCCACCGCCCAGAUGCUUACGUCGUCGAGGUUUUAGCCAAUCAAUUCGUCAAACGUCACUCUACGUAAUUAAUAGUCAUGAGCCAAGCCUUCACUGUAGUAGGACUGGUGAAAACGGUAGCCGGAUGGGGUGCAGUGGUGCUACAGUUCAUCUGGGAUGCUUCAUCGUUUUAUAUAUACUAACACCAGCCGCUGUUUAAAUUUACACAAUGAACGCGUUAGCAAAACAUUUUCCAAUUGUAAAUAGUUCGUAAUUAUAGCGUUAAAUGCCAACCCAUUGAAUCAUUGUAAUCUGUUAUCUUACGCUCUUGGGAUCACCUCCAGACAUCAGUGUCUUCACUACCAUUGAUUUACCGAAAUGAAAGUGACGGUGGAUUUUGAAGAAUGUCUCAAAGAUUCGCCUCGGUUCCGGGCCACAGUAGAAGAGGUGGAGGGAGAUGUUGGAGGACUGGAGCCAAAACUUGACAAGCUAGUAAAGUUGUGUAUAGGGAUGAUAGAUGCUGGACGAGUGUAUAACCAGGCCAAUAAACAAUUUGUGAAUGGAAUCAGAGAAUUGGCACUCCAGUCCACAAGAGAUGAGGUCAUCGGGUCCAGUUUAGCUGCAUUUGCCGAGACUCUUCAGGAAAUGAACAACUAUCACACAAUAUUGUUUGAUCAAGCCCAGCGGUCCAUAAAGUCUCAACUUCAGGCUUUUAUAAAGGAAGACUUGAAGAAGUUUAAAGAUGCUAAGAAGCAGUUUGAUAAGGUGAGCGAGGAGAAGGAAGUAGCUCUGGUGAAGAAUGCUCAGGUGCCUCGUAACAAACAGCACGAGGUGGAGGAGGCCACAAACAUCCUGACCACCACACGCAAGUGUUUCCGUCACAUCGCCCUGGAUUAUGUGCUCCAGAUAAAUGUGCUUCAGUCUAAAAGAAGACUGGAAAUCCUCAAAUCGAUGUUGUCCUAUAUGAACUCCAACCUGACGUUUUUUCAUCAGGGAUAUGAUUUGUUCUCUCAACUUCAGCCAUUAAUGAAGCAGCUCGGUGCCCAGUUGGAUCAGCUGGUGGUGGAUUCAGCAAGGGAAAAGCGGGACAUGGAGCAGAAACACUCAACUAUCCAACAGAAGGCUGCUUUGCAGGACUUCUCCACUGAUGACACAAAACUAGAGUAUAAUGUGGAUACAGAUAAUGGAAUUGCUAUGGAGGGAUAUCUCUUUAAAAGAGCAAGCAACGCCUUUAAAUCCUGGAACAGGCGCUGGUUCUCCAUUCAGAACAGUCAGCUGGUUUAUCAGAAGAGAUUUAGGGAUAACCCCACUGUAGUGGUGGAGGAUCUGAGACUCUGCACUGUGAAACACUGUGAGGAUUUGGAGCGCCGCUUUUGUUUUGAAGUUGUGUCCCCUUCUAAGAGCUGGAUGAUGCAGGCUGACUCGGAGAAGCUGCGGCAGGCGUGGAUCAAAGCCGUUCAGAACAGCAUCGUUACGGCUUACAGAGAGAACGGAGAGGAAGAUGCUGUCAGUCUGGACAGGCAGUCAUCUGCGUCUCUGGGCAGUCUGGACUCAGGCUGUGAGUCGGUGAAGCCGGUUAAGGUUGAAAGUGCUCUACAGAGGGUGCAGGCCAUCCCUGGAAAUGAGUACUGUUGCGAUUGUGGACAAUCUGAUCCACGCUGGGCCAGCAUCAACCUCGGCAUCACACUCUGUAUCGAAUGUUCAGGCAUUCACAGGAGUUUAGGCGUUCACAAUUCAAAGGUGCGAUCUCUCACGCUGGAUUCGUGGGAGCCCGAGUUACUUAAGUUAAUGUGUGAGCUGGGCAAUAGUGUCAUUAAUCACAUAUAUGAAGCUCGAAGAGAAGAGAUGGGUGGCAAGAAGCCUCAGCCUGGAGAUCCCAGACAGGAAAUCGAAGCCUUCAUCCGAGCCAAGUAUGUUGAAAAGAGGUUUGUCCUGAAACCUACGGCUCAGCAGCAGAAGGAAAAGAUCAUGGCUUUGAGGAAACAAGACAAGCGCGUGAAGGGAAACAUAGAGUUUCUGCCCCCACGGCCGCCCCCUCCGACACCCAAACUCCGUACCACCUCAAACACUUCAGCUUCCCUUAGUGGUCAGGAGGUGCGGCGCGACUCGCUGUUCUGCCCUGAUGAGCUUGAUUCUCUCUUCUCCUACUUUGACACGUCCUCAAAGCUGCGGAGCCUUAGGAGUGCAGACAGUGGUAUUCAGAACAGUGCGGAUGGGAGCAGAGAGAUGUUGGCCUCCACCUCGUCCAGCAACAGCCUGAGUGAAGCAGAGCCCCAGGAGUCUGAUUCGCCCAUGUCUGUAAAUCAGACGUACUCUCCUCCUGUGUUCUCUGAGAUGACUGAUUUCUCGGCGGGACCUCUGCUCUAUUGGGCGUCCUGCGCCUGCAGUUUGACAGACAUGGUGGAGGCGUUGGCUCACGGAGCCGAUGUCAACUGGGUCAACGGUGACGACAACAAUCGGACUCCACUCAUACAAGCCGUACAGGGGGGUUCACUGAUCCCCUGUGAGUUCCUGCUUCAAAACGCUGCCAAUGUGGACCAGCAGGAUAUUCGUGGCAGAGGACCACUGCAUCACGCAACCAUACUUGGUCACACGGGUCAAGUUUGUCUGUUUCUGAAGCGAGGGGCUAAGCAGAACACUGUGGACGUUGAUGGCCGAAGUCCGCUGUCCAUCGCGGUGGAGGCGGCAAAUGCAGACAUUGUCACUCUGUUACGUCUGGCAAAGAUGAAUGAGGAGAUGAGAGGUACAGAGGUAGCGUCAGGUCAAUACUCUCAUUCCCAGGGUCACACCGAGCAACAGUAUAAAAAAUGCAUUCAAGAAUUUAUAACUUUACAACUACAGGAGUAGUAAAGCAGAAAACACCAUCAGCAUUAAAUCAAAAUCUCAGAUCAUGUAUGCUGUAAUGCAUUUACACGGGACGUCACAGCAUACGAAUCUUACUGUUGUAUAUUUAACAAACAAACAUCAUCCAUUAGUUGUUUUUUUACACAGCAUCAGCAUCUAUGUGAUGUCACUGGCCAGCAGUCACCAGACAGCACAAAUACUUUUCUCUUUUUACAAAUAUACACAGUUUUUUGUACAUUUUCUGAUUCAAAAUGUAUCUCACUGGUGCUUGUUUUAGACCUAAUGAAUAUCUGGUCUAUUGUAUUUCUAAAAUCAAAUUAAGUACUAGUUAGAAGUCACUAAUUUUAACAUCAGGAUGGUGCUUGUUUGUUCCUGAGCUGGUUCAAACUUUUGUCUGCCAUCAGUAUUUUUGAAUCUAUUACUUUUAAUAUAGGAUUAUCAUACAUGUCAAUCGCUCAGAGUAACUGCAAUCUUUGAUUUAAAUUGUAAAUUAAAUCUUGUUACUCAUCCAUAUAUCACUGACCAUGUUUACAUGCUCAUGCUUAAGGAAGAACAGCAAUAGCUGAGGAGCUCAGAUGUAAAACUCGCUAACGCCACCUAAUGAAAUUAACCAAAUGAAAUUUCCUGGGUGCGAAUUACGUUCAUCAAAUACGUUCGCUUCAAAUACACUUAAUCCCAGACUGAAAGGGGCCGCACACCAGACGUGCAGCUCAGCGCCGCGUCAAGUCACGGGGUAUCGUACACUGGAAGUGCACAUUAAAUGGCGCGAGCUUAGUCAGAUAGCGUCUACUUCAAAAUGCUAAAUAUACGGUAGCAGCCAAUUAUAAUCACUAACGAUUUGGGACAUAUAUGAUGUUAUUUAAUGUUAAACUAUGUGAGUGGCGCGACAGGGAUUUGAGCAACUUCCUGAGUCGUAGCUGGGCGCCGCAGACAGGCGCCACCUGUCGGCACCGGUGAGCGUAUACUCAAUGGCCCUCAUUUAUCAAAAGUGCGUACACCAAAUUUCCAGCGUACACCUUGCGUACACCCAAAACCACGGUGACUUUGAGAUUUAUCAAUAUGGACGUUGGCGUACGGCACGCUCAAAUCCUACGCCAGCUCAGGAGGUGGUGUACGCACAUUUUGAGUUAGUGCAGAAAUGCGCAAACACUUCCUAACACCCCAAAACGAACUGACAAACGAAAAUAUAUGAUAUAUUAUGACCCACUGUAGAAAAACAAAAACAUAGUAAUUAUAAACUUCAGUGUUUAUUUUUAUGCAACAUGUACUUCAAUGUUUAAUUUGUGAGACUUUACCGAAGCAUUUGAUUUGUAGGCAUAUUCCUUCAGUUGAGAGCCUGGGCGCUUUACCUGACGUUUCAGGGCAAAGCAUGUGAACGGAGCUUAGUGGGAGCGGAGCUUUGAGCGGUGCGGUAAUAUUACCAUCAAAGCGCCUUUCCGAAAAUUCCGCUCCCUCAGCACCGCUCGUUGAACCCAGAACGCCCUUUGAUAAUUUGCUAGUUCGAUAAUCUGUAAAAACGUCUAGCAAUAAGUUAUGGAAUUCAAGCCUUAUACAUAAAUGUAAAGUAAAAAUCAAAGUUAAGAUUGAGCAGGAAGAAAAAAUUGAAAGGGACUGCGGAGAGACUGUAAAGAGUUAGCAAAUAUUCUUCCUGGAAUCUGAAGCGGCACAUUGCAAGAAAGCACAAGGAUGUGCUACGAAAACAUGGUAAUGCAAUAAAAGGUAAGCUAGUUACGUACCAUUCGAUGAUAAAUAAAUACAGAUGAGGUAAGGUAAAAUGCUUGUGUUGAAUGGAGCCGUAAAUCCGAUCAUGAUGGACAAAAUUAUGGCCACGAAUAAUUUUUUAUGCUAUGGACACUUCUUUUUCUUAUUUAGUCUAAAGUAUGGCCAUAAAUUUAGAAUUUGUUCCCAAUAUUCAACAGUUUGUUCCUUGGAAUUAAUUAUUAUAAUAUUUAGAAUAUUUCGUAAUUACUAUUACAAUUAUUAUUACUUCAAAUUAUGAAUUAGCUUAGCUAAAACAUGUGGAUGUCUUGGAAACAAAUUGUUAAUUUGAAUUAUAUCCGGAGCUCCGUAUCAAACUGGAUCUAAGAUACAGCUAACAAACAACUGUAUGUAAAUACAGAACAACACACUACAAAAGUUACUACAUCAUUUUAAAAUAUUAUAUAAAAAAAAUUAACUGAACCAUUAAGCAGACAUAGAAUUUAGAUGUAGGCAACAGUAAAUAAUAAUAAGAAUAAAUAAUUAUUCUUCUAAAUAUCAAUUAAUAAUAAAAAUAAUAAUAAGAAUAUUACAAAUUGUCAUCCAAUUAUUAAUGUGUCUUUAAUCCCACUCUUUAA
Molecule: messenger RNA, 5405 nt
Organism: Paramisgurnus dabryanus
Lineage: Eukaryota; Metazoa; Chordata; Actinopteri; Cypriniformes; Cobitidae
Gene: acap2a
Product: ArfGAP with coiled-coil, ankyrin repeat and PH domains 2a
Cellular component (GO): cytoplasm
Molecular function (GO): GTPase activator activity; protein binding
Source: RefSeq, a predicted model, not a curated record